Molecule: messenger RNA, 1367 nt
Organism: Eupeodes corollae
Lineage: Eukaryota; Metazoa; Arthropoda; Insecta; Diptera; Syrphidae
Gene: slv
Product: sugar transporter SWEET1
Exons: 5
Coding region: 424-1101 (225 amino acids)
Biological process (GO): carbohydrate transport
Cellular component (GO): membrane
Molecular function (GO): sugar transmembrane transporter activity
Source: RefSeq, a predicted model, not a curated record
UUAUACUUUCUAAAAUUUUAUGCGCCACCUGGUAUUCAAAAGUAUACAGUUUCUCUUAUGUCACCAUUUGAUUUGUUUACGUUGAAUAUUUUGUUGUUGCUUUACUGCCGAGAAUUAUAAAUGUCAAACAAUUCUCGGUUUUCAUUUCCAGUUUCAAUACACAGAACAAUUUACUCAUUUUCAAGCGACUUUGCGGUAACGACAUUUUAAUUAUCUUAUUUCCUUUUUUAUUUUCUCUUGAAUAUUAACUACCUUUACCAAAAACGUAUACGAAAUCUCAAAGAGAACAAUGUUGUUUCCCUCUGCUCCUCGAUAAGACUAAAACAAUUAAAAAUCUCGAAGAAAUUUAAUAAAAAAAAACAAAAACCUUUAAAACAAUAUAACACAACGUAGGAAACAUACAAAUCAAGAAAGCAUACAAAAAUGGUUUCGUCAUCACUGGAGACGAUUCUCGAGACUACAGCUGUGAUAACAACUGUUCUGCAGUAUUUAUCUGGAGCGAUUGUUUGCCGGAAGUAUGUUAACAAAAAGAGCACUGGCGAUUCCUCUGGAUUUCCUUUUAUAUGCGGAUUCUUAUCAUCCAGCCUCUGGCUUCGGUAUGGCUCGUUAACCGAGGAGAGAAUCGUUGUGAUAGUGAACAUUAUAGGCACGGCCUUGAUGUUCCUUUAUACGGCUAUUUACUACGUUUUUACCGUAAAUAAAAGAAGCUAUGUGAGACAGUUUUCGUUGGCGCUUUUCACUUUAAUAACCAUUGUGACGUACACAAAGUAUGAAGUGCCACACGAAGAGGCAAUUCAGCUUAUGGGAUAUGCCUGCUGUGUGGUGACGGUGUUUUUCUUUGCGGCUCCUCUUAUUAUGCUGUUCCAUGUGGUGCGAGUGAAGAACUCCGAGAGUCUACCAUUCCCUCUGAUAGCAAUGUCGUUCUUUGUGACAGUUCAAUGGUUGAUCUACGGAGUAAUCAUCAAAGAUGCCUUUAUACAGAUUCCAAAUUUCCUCGGUUGUGUGCUGUCGUUGGUGCAGCUUAGUCUGUUUGUUUGUUACCCGCCCAAGAAUUAUUCUGGCCAUGGUUAUAAAUUAGUUGAUCAAGCAGUGAUCUUUUGAGGUGGCUAUGGCUGGACUUUGCCACACUAGGAUUCCUAUAACCCAGUAUGAUGAUAAUAAUAUAAAGUAUUUUUUUUUUGUUUUGAGGAUUAUUGCAAAUUAUAUUAUGUAGAGAUAAGAUUGUAUUCAAUCAAUGCUAUAUAUAGGAAUGUUUUGAAGAUAUGACUUUACACUGCAUAUGAAUCUUUUAGCUUUAAGUUAACAAAAAUUUAAAUUAUAUGUAAAAGCAAAGCAAAUUAAACUGAUAUAUUGAUGUGCCACGUUAA